AUGUACUUGAAGAAGGGGAAUUAUGGACGUGCGAUGCCAUUGAUCGAGCGUGCAAAGAACCUAGCCCCCAAGGACAAACAAUGUCCUUUGCUGGUGACGAUCUUGCUCAUAUUUGGGUGGAGUUUCAAUGAGCUCGACAUUGUUGCCCAGCAACGUCUAUGUGAAACUCUCUAUGCUGAAGGACGCGCAACCGAAGCCGUGGAUAUUCUCCUCAACAUCAUCAGGACAUCGGAUGAAGAAAUCCUGAGGAGCAAGGCAAAUUCGGACUGGCUCGCAGGCAUGUCUUAUUUCACCCAAAAAUGCGCUACCACACUUGAGCAUGUUGGCGGUGAAGCCUUCGGAUCUGAAAAACAUGACAGCGCAUUAAUGCAGUACUCCACUGCGUUUCUCCCUCAAUCCUCCAAGUCCCGCAGAGCCCGAAUAGCCAGAGGUUUAUGGGAGGAUGCACUGCGGGAUGCGAACGAUGCGGUGAAAGUGGACCCUUCCUGCCCUUGGGGCUACGAGGCCAAGCAUAUGGCACUUCAUGGAGCAAAACGGUAUGACGAAGCGAUCGAUGCUUUCAAGUCUAUGCUGCACGUAAUCGAACAAUCCUGUGACCCUGCAAUCAGGCAACUGCGCAAGAACUACAUUUCUCCAUCCAAGACGAUUGUAGCUAUUGAUACCAUCAUCCUUGGGGUCCUUAAAGAUGGUCCCCUUGUCGUCCUCGAUGUCACCACUGGUUGCCUUUGCGAUGGUCCUGAGCGGAAGCGUAUCUUCAAGGCUGAUCCAUUGUACAAAGAGCUUGUUUCAUCUAUGACGACAGAAGUGGACGAUGGGCGGAUCCUACCGGCGGUUUCAAGCUUUUUCGGAUAUGUCAUGUUCUCACAUGCAUGGCAAGGGAAGGAGCCGUUAUUCCAGGAUGUUAACAUAGUCGGAUCCAUGUGGAACCUCCCCGACACGCCCCUAAAUGAGAAGUUGCGCAAUUUCUGCAAGGAGGCGCGCAGCCUUGGUUACAAUUGGGCAUGGUCAGAUACAUGUUGUAUCGACAAGUCCACGAGCUCCAUCCUUAACCAAUCUCUUACAUCUAUGUACAAAUGGUAUGCGAAUUCGGCAGCCACACUCGUAUUUCUUGCUGGCGUAGCGCAUCCAUCCCAUCCCGGAGACCUUGCGCGUAGUUUAUGGAUGACACGCGCGUGGACUUUACAAGAGCUUCUCUCGCCGAAGUACAUCUUUUUCUACGAUUCCGAGUGGAAGCCAUACCUCGGCAUUACUGGCGUGAACCACAAGGAAUCCUCGGAGAUCAUGCAAGAGCUAGCAGACGCUAUCAAGGUUCCCCGUGGAACCAUCGUCAAAUUCUCUCCAGACGAUCUCAAGGUGCGCGAGAAACUUCGUCUUGCUUCGACGCGCGAUGCAACGGUCGAGGAAGACAUCGCAUACUCUCUGAUCGGCAUAUUCAAGUCUGAUAUCAAGCCCUACUACGGUGAAGGAGUCGACGCUCUCGGACAUCUCUUGGAGGAGAUUGUAGCCCGUUCCGGCGAGGUCACUGUGCUCGCGUGGUCAGGGAAAUCAUCGUCAUACAACAGUUGCCUCCCAGUUUCCCUUUCUGUUUACAACAAAACUCCUCACAGCCCUCCACCACUGGAAGGGGAGGAAAUGGAAAGGUGCAUCAAGAUGUUACGCGACAAGUUGUCACGGAAAGAAGCGCGGAUUAUAUAUAAUAAGGUCAACCGUCUUCCUCCUGCUCGUUUUGCAUCCCGCCGUCUGCACCUUCCAUGCAUCGUCUUCUCUGUGAGAACUCUCGAGAAACCAUGCAAAGGCGAUGAGAGGUUAUAUCGUGCUAUGGUAUCGGGACUUGGCCAAGUGGAGUUUACGACCGCAGACCAACUCUCGCUAAACAGGUCACAGAGAUUCGUCUUCGUGAAUCCGUGGAUUCAUCAUAUCCGAGGUCCGAGUGGUGGGGUUACCUGGGGAGAUGACUCGGAGUCUGAUACUGACUAUGACGAAGUCGCGACAUCACCCGCUGUCCCCGCGUCUCAGGUUGAUAACUAUACCCGGGCUCUAGAAAUGAUUGCCCGCCUCGGACGUUCGUUCAACGCGCUGCUCCUCGCACAGCAGCUGAAUGGAGAGUACAAGAGGGUCGCUGCAGAGAACGAGAUCGUCGUCGCAGGACUCGGAACGAACAUCACCCCCAAGAACAUCCACGCAAGAAUACUAGACAUUCUUUGACGCGAGUGUGGCAUAGCUGCUGAUUUUUCAAGUUCGAUCUGUCUUCCGACGUUUAUUGGUCCUUUUUCUUCCUUGUUUUUUCCUGCUGCCCUCGUUGGUUUGCUUGUUACAUGGAGAUGAAGACGGAAUCUCAAGAGAGUUGUUUGAUCAUAGUCAUGGACUACAAACGAUGUGGGCUGAUCAACAAGACGAGAAAUGCUGAGUAGUACAUGCACGGGUGUUCACCCUUACCAUAACUUCCCCUAUCCGCAAGAUCUUCAGACCGAGAGGUGAUACUACCCGUUGAACCACAACUUCCAUGAUUUCAGUCGUCAUCCUCCACCAUACCCCUCCUGCAUACGUCGUUCAGCUGGGAGUACCAUCUUCCACGCUUCCACCGGCCACCCUUCGACGAUUGUCAAUAAGUAAAGCUCACAUCACAUGUACCCCAGUAGUUAUCUUCCUUCAAGUUUCUAUCAUCCAUCUAGGGGUUCCUCCAAGCUACGAUGACAUCCA
This is a messenger RNA of Pisolithus orientalis, 2700 nucleotides long. RefSeq lists its product as uncharacterized. The record is from RefSeq and is a predicted model, not a curated record. The transcript is spliced from 6 exons. Bases 1 to 2205 code for a protein of 734 amino acids. NCBI's taxonomy places the organism in Eukaryota, Fungi, Basidiomycota, Agaricomycetes, Boletales, Pisolithaceae. Gene Ontology annotation, molecular function: protein binding.